UCUAACAAUGAAAGCGUCGUUGUAUUAAGCUUCCGAGCGCGUCAGCUGCAAGGAAUAGCUGACCUACAAGAUGAGCUGCUUCGGAUCUCUCCAGUAAUGGAACACAAGCAGAAUAUUACCAAAGACGACAAAAGAGCUGUAGAUGCAGCCAUGCUUACAUUUGUAUACUGUUAUCCAGCCCAAGCUGUACGCAACUAUGAGACUUUAUCCCAUAAUGCAGCCUCUACGAUUCCACCAAACGCGAUUCUCAUCGGCUCAUUACAUGUUUUUGAUCCGCCUUCAGCGCAUAAGCCUAAUUCAAAGCGCCGCCUUGUUCCCACCACUCAUGAUUCACUCGGCGUUGUGAGUCGUAUUAUGAAAGAUGAUAUCAUACGCAACGCAACAGGCCCUGUUGGCUUCCGUGAAAUAGACCAAGCAGGGCGCAUCCGUCGAGUACAAAAGAAAGCUUUCACGGCACGCCUAGUCUUCGCUUUAAUGAUAGGGGUCUCACUUAUUGGUCCUAUCCUUAUAAUGACACUUCAUGAGUCGACCAGCGCAAGCCUUUGCACUGUAUCAGUUGCGACGUUCAUCUUCGCUCUAGUCAUGGCCCUCUUUGCAACAGAGGUGGAUGGGAAGGACGUAUUAGCUGCUACGGCUGCCUAGGCGGCGGUGCUCGUGGUAUUAUUUGGAACAAGCACGCCUUCCAAUGCUAUCUGAGGUGAUGAAUCCGUUUAUAUACUUUGAGAUGGUAAUAUAGCAACAAAGAAGAAAAUGAUGAAUAGUGGGGGCUGUGAUGAAGGUGUGGUGGAUGAUGUAUGUGGUUCCAUUACAACUAGACAUUUCCCAACACAGCUCCUUAAUAUCAGAAAGCGGACAUUGAGACUGAGCUAGGCUGCGUUUGUUGGGCUAAACCAGCAACUGAUUCACNAAAAAAAAAAAA
Trichoderma asperellum CBS 433.97 is the source of this 919-nucleotide messenger RNA. The record is from RefSeq and is a predicted model, not a curated record. NCBI's taxonomy places the organism in Eukaryota, Fungi, Ascomycota, Sordariomycetes, Hypocreales, Hypocreaceae.